Anthostomella pinea is the source of this 873-nucleotide messenger RNA. The record is from the annotation of a GenBank genome assembly. Lineage: Eukaryota; Fungi; Ascomycota; Sordariomycetes; Xylariales; Xylariaceae.
AUGGCAGGAUUGGGAAUUCUAGCAUCAACCGUUGGCAUAUAUGCCUCCACGCUAGGCAUUGUCAACUUUUUCUCAGGCCAGUUCGCCCAGGUCGACGCCGAUCAUCACUAUAUAUGGCACCUGGGGGGUCACACCUAUAAAAUCCAGCUGGGCCUGGAUGUCUACAACGGUCUCGAUGGAGGCGCCGGCACCUUCCCAUCCAUCCGCGCCUGGAAUGAGAACUGCGUAUACGUAGGCGGAUUCGCCACGAACGACAGCCAAUUCAUCGAGAACGGCGCGCACGAAACGGUACACAUCAUCCCGGAAGACAAACACAUCCUGGAGCAUCAGUCACCCUACACGCUUCACUACGCGUGGGUCGGCGACUGGGCGCAGCCCGCCGGCGUGCCGUGGUUCUACUCAAACGUCUACAUCAACAGCAGAGACUACGUCGACGCCUGCAUGUGGCUCCAGCAGUACGGCGGCGACGAGAACAAGACCUCCGUCACGGGCUUCCAGAUCCACUGGCCAAGUUUCUACUUCACAGAUAAAGACCUGCCGGGAGACAAAGAGGGGAAGGAUGCCUUGAAGGCCAAAGAUUAUGGGCGACAAAUCGAUCUUCUCCGUUCGGAACACCAUCUUCACGGCGACGAUGAGGGGUCUGGAAAUGGCACCGAAUCCGCCGGGAUCUCCUGGCCCCACGGCUUCCCCGAGAUCGCGCGGAACGAGACUCGGGCCGUCAGGAAGAAGCGUACGGACGAGGAGAAGUCCGGCGGCCGGCUCGUCGUCUCCGAGCGCGCCCAGCAUCUCGCGACCACGCUCUGUGAGAGCGAGACUUCGCUCGGCCCCAACUUCCUCAACGUCGCCGAGGGCAAGUUCUGCCACAUGACGUAG